Coregonus sp. 'balchen' is the source of this 12204-nucleotide messenger RNA. The record is from the annotation of a GenBank genome assembly. NCBI's taxonomy places the organism in Eukaryota, Metazoa, Chordata, Actinopteri, Salmoniformes, Salmonidae.
AUGCACACACCUCGUAUCACCAGAGACACAGAGAGAGGUUCACACAGAGGUCAAACCCCCUACUACGACCCAGCCAGCCAGCCUGGAGAAGAGGUCAAAGGUCAGCCAGCAGGAAGCAGAAACCUCACUCUGCCGUUUUCUCCUCCUUUCUGCAGCGAUGACCUUCCUCCAGACUCACCCUCGGGGGAGGAGGGACAGAGAGAGGGAGAAGGGGAGCCCAAACCCCAGCAGCAUGAGCCCCAAGCCCAGCCCCAACCUGAACCCCAGCCUCAGCCCAAACCCGAGGGCACGAGCGUGGGGGAAGCACAGCAGGAGGUCACCCCCGCAGCCUCCCGCUCACCUAGCGGAGGGGAACUUGAGCAGGAGGAGGGAGAGCGAGGAGAUAAGGCGCAGGAGGAGGAGGAGAUAAAGCAGAAAGAGGUGGUGGAGACGCAGCAGGAGCAGCAGCAUGAGGGAGAGGUGGCAGUAGAGGCUGAGGUGGAGGAGGAGGAAGAGGAGGGGGCAGAGGCCCGGGGGGGAGCGGCGGGGAGGAGGGCCAGCCUGCACCACACAGCUUCCCCCAUGAGGGUGCAGCGCAACGGGGCCUGCUCGCACUCCGCCACCUCCGACUACGAGCUCUCGCUCGACCUCAAAAACAAGCAGGUAGGGUGUGUGGGGGGGUGGGGUGGGGGACGGCUUGGGUUGUACUGUAUGUCUUGUGGUCUUUGUGGUCGUUUGUUUAGGUUCUGUCUGAGGUCAAGGCUGUUUGUUUUGUCUGUUGAGGCUGUUGUUGUUUUGGUGCACCUGGGAUUGUUUGUUUGUUAUGGCUGUUUUUUUGUGGAUUGGCCUCUGCUGGCCUUUGAUUGACAUUAUUUGCCUUUGAAGUUGGCUCUGCAGAUGUUCUUAGGGUGUUUUGGGUUGUUGAGUCUAGCUGUCUUCCUCAUUAACAUGAAUCAUCAUCAUCGCCAUUGUCAUUUUCACCUUCAUUGACAUAACAUGGCUUUUUUAUUUUGAACAGAUGUGGAACGGUGACCUUUCACUGAGGCGGUGUGUGUUUUGUUCUCACAGUACCUUCUGCUGCUGUGUGGCAGCUUGCUGUUUAACGAAUGGCUCACACUGUGUGUCUAAGUGUCUGGGGGGUUUUCAAAUGGAAAAAAUGUAGUUGUUUCCCGCCAACUCUUUCUCUCACUCACACAAUCACACAUUCUCUUGUAUAGAUGAUGCAUCGUCAUGGUAACAUAAUGAAGUAAUAUUCCCGAUGGUGGUUGUACUGCAUGCAUGGACUAAACUCAUGUCUUCUCUCCUGGUCUGUUUGUCUUAUGUUGUUUUCACCUUAACAUCAUAUGUUCAGAGUUGCCAUGUCUAGACUAGAAACUCUACUGUACAUGUAGUAAGUGUUCAGGAAAUCAUCCAUGUGUGAUGGCCAUGCUAACAUACAGAGACCCAUCUCCCUGUUCUGUGUCUCACAACUUAUUUGCAUGAUGUGUGUGUGUACGUGCGUGUGGGCGUGUGGGCGUCUGUACGUGAACUCUGUGUGUGUGUGUGUGUGUGUGCCUGUGCUUGCAUGUGUGUUUGUUGUGUGUGCGUCCGUGUGUGUGUGUGUGUGCCUGUGCUUACCUGUGUGUGUGUGUGUGUUCUCAUCAUCCCAUUCAUCAGAGACGUUGGAUUCAUCAGACACUCAUCUGCAUAUGAGGGGCCUUGACCACCCCAUUCCCAUCCCGUCCUCUGACCUUCAACCAGGUAACCUUUCCAUUCCCAUCUCGUCCACUGACCUUCAACCAGGUAACCUUUCCAUUCCCAUCUCGUCCACUGACCUUCAACCAGGUAACCUUUCCAUUCCCAUCUCGUCCACUGAUCUUCAACCAGGUAACCUUUCCAUUCCCAUCUCGUCCACUGACCUUCAACCAGGUAACCUUUACAUUCCCAUCUCGUCCAAUGACCUUCAACCAGGUAAGGCAACCUUUCCAUUUCCAGCUCUCACACAGAUCAUCAGUCACACCUCAAGACCAAGUAUUGGUUCAGGAAAAUAUUUACACCCCUAGACUUUUUCCACAUUUUAUUGUGUUACAGCCUGAAUUUAAAAUUGAUUACGUUUAUAUUUUGUGUCACUGGCCUACACAAUACCCCAUAAUGUCAAAGUGGAAUUAUGUUUUUAUAAAUUAAUUAAAAAUGAAAAGCUGAAAUGUCUUGAGUCAAUAAGUAUUCAACCCCUUUGUUAUGGCAAGCCUAAAUAAGUUCAGGAGUAAAAAUGUGCUUAACAAGUCACAUAAUAAGUUGCAUGGACUCACUUUGUGUGCAAUAAUAGUGUUUAACAUGAUUUUUAAACGACUACCUCAUCUCUGUACCCCACACAUACAAUUACCUGUAAGGUACCUAAUUUCAAACACAGAUUCAACCACAAUGACCAGGGAGGUUUUCCAAUGCCUCACAAAGAAGGGGACCUAUUGGUUGAUGGAUAAAAAAUAAAAAAAGCAGACAUUGAAUAUCCCUUUGAGCAUGAUGAAGUUAUUGACUACACUUUGGAUGGCAUAUCAAUACACCCAGUUACUACAAAUAUACAGGUGUCCUUCCUAACUUAGUUGCCGAAGAGGAAGGAAACCGCUUAGGGAUAUCACCAUGAGGCCAAUGGUGACUUUAAAACAGUUACAGAGUUUAAUGGCUGUGAUAGGAGAAAACUAAGGAUGGAUCAACAACAUACUAACCUAAAUUACAGAAUGAAAAGAAGGAAGCCUGUACAGAAUACAAAUAUUCCAAAGCAUGCAUCCUGUUUGCAAUAAGGCACUAAAGCAAAACAUUUGUCCUAAGAAAUGAACUUUAUGUCCCGAAUACAAAGUAUUAUGUUUGGGGCAAAUCCAACACAACACAUCACUGAGUACCACUCUUCAUUUUUGGGGGGGAUAAAAAGAAACGGAAUAGAGCUAAGCACAGGCAAAAUCCUAGAGGAAAACCUAGUUCAGCCUGCAUUCCAACAGACACUGGGAGUUAAAUUCACCUUUCAGCGUGACAAUAACCUAAAACACAAGGCCAAAUCUACAUUGGAGUUGCUUACCAAGACGACAUUGACUGUUCCUGAGUGGCCUAGUUAUAGUUUUUACUUAAAUAACCUUGAAAUUCUAUGGCAAAAAUUGAAAAUGGCUAUCUAGCGAUGGUCAACAACCGACUUAGACAGAACUUGAAGAAUUUAAAAAAGAAUAAUGUGCAAAUAUUGUACAAUCCAGGUGUGCAGAUCUCUUAGAGACUUACCCAGAAAGACUCACAGCUGUAAUCACUGCCAAAGGUGAUUCUAACAUGUAUUGACUCAGGGGUGUGAAUACUUAUGUAAAUUAGAUAUUUCUGUAUUUAAUUUUCAAUUUCACCCCUACUCUCCAUCCUCACCCCUAUUUCACCCAUACUCUCCUUCAUCCUCACCCCUAUUUCACCCCUACUCUCCCUCAGCCUCACCCCUAUUUCACCCCUUCUCUCCUUCAUCCUCACCCCUAUUUCACCCAUACUCUCGCUCAUCCUCACCCCAUUUCACGCCUUAAUCACCUUCAUCCUCACCCCUAUUUCACCCCUACUCUCCCUCAUCCUCACCCCUAUUUCACCCCUUAUCACCCUCGUCCUCACCUCUAUUUCACCCCUUAUCACCCUCAUCCUCACCCAUAUUUCACCCCUUAUCUCCCUUACGCUCACCUCGAGUCCUUAUUAAGAUUUAAACCCCCCCACCUCGUCACUCUUUUAAUCUCUCUUGUAAAGAUUAUCUCCAUCACUGCCUCCCUCUCUUUGUGUCAGCAUUGCUUCACAUGUCUGAUGUGUUAGAUUGAUCUUCUGUCCGGAGAGAGGAACCCCAGAUGAGGUUUCAGUCCACAGCCUACGGGUGGAGGAGUAGGGCCUGCCACAGAUUAGCGUCAGAGUGAUGCCAUCACAAGGACGAUACCUUGAUUACUGCAGCAACAGCCCCUAAGGCUGUUUAUACAAUAUGUGCUCACGUAGAGAGUUUUCAUAGGCAAAAUGCCAGAGUAUAUUGUUCACUCUAUAUUUAACGUGAACGUUUUUCAGAGCCAAGAUUUUGCUAUUUGGCUAUGUAAGUAUUGUAAAUUAGUACAAUCAUAGUUAAUCAUGACCAGGACAAAGGUAGUGUUCACAAAAGGCUUUUGAUGUACUCUGAAAUCAAUAUUCCUGUCAUUAGAAUCUCCUUGCUCAAGGAUAAGCUUAACCACCAUGUGAUUUUAUACAAAAUACAUUCACACAGCAUAGCCUGCUCUGUAGGUGGUUUUGGGGGUAGAGAGCUCAUUGCAAGUAAAUCGCGUGGGUCCAAUCAGUCCUGUACAAUAACAUUUGGUCUAAUACCAUUAGUUGUACAAGUAUCCCAGUUGAUAGGCUGGUUGAUGAAGGCUCCCUCUAGUGGCUUUUCCCUGAGUCCCAUUUGUCAAAUUCCCACCAUUUUGUCUCUGGGCCCAUAAUUGCCUUUUUGUGCUGCAGAUUCCUUCUUGAGAAAGCAUUGGAUUUGAGCCCCAUUAAUCAAACUUCAUUUAUUUCUGUAGUGUUUCUCAGCGGCGGGGUGAUGGAUGUUAUCAGGCUGCCUGUGUUCCCACAAAAUCACACUCCAAACCUCCGCCAGAGAGAGGGGAUAUUUAUGAGCAAUACAUCUCACAACGCCAUUAUGGAAAUGCGAGCUAAGUAAUCCGCAUCAACCUAACUUUUCAAGCAUGUUUUUUGGGGGGGGAGGAGAGGCGCUCCACGUCUGAAAGUUCAAUAUGUUUACCCGAGCGUCUUUAAACUGUUGAUGCUUAGAAAUGGGUGGAUUAGCACAUUUUAUGACACCGUCGGCUGGGUAUGCUGAGAGCAGUGAAAACUGAUCGUAUCCCGUCUUCAACACUCUACAACCUGACGGGUUUGCGUUCUAGAGAUUAAAUGUUUUGAGCGACGGGUCGAUGGAAUCCUGUCAAGUCAUUUUUUAUCUUCUGCCAGCUUUUUGCGUCGGUUGAACUGUCACUAUUUAUGCCUUUUGAGAAGUGAACGUAGAAUCUCCAACUUCUUCUCACAAGAAAAGUGAAUAGACCUCAAAGGGUUGAAGUCGAUGCUCAAUAAGUCAACUACUUACUCGACCUCAGUGGUGGCUGCUGAGGGGACAGCUCAUAAUAACACCAUUCCACAUAUCCCGCUCCCAUCCUCCCCAAUUAAGGUGCCACCAACCUCCUGUGCUUGACCUACUGUAGGUUAUUGCUUGACUCUCUUACAUUGUGGGCACCAAAUGCAUCUCCAUUCCUGAUAAACAGUAAGAGCUGUUCUGAUUGGUGCUCUAUUUCUCAGAAUUAGCUGUAGCCCUUUUUAUGUUACAAAGCACAGUAUAACGCCAUAAUCAUGUAAAGUUGACAAUUUUCAUGGUGCAAAAAAACGGACUUGACAUGAAUGAGCUUAUAAUUAGGAGGUAGCAUUAGUCGUGCCCUCUCAACUGUGUGUUUGCUGCAUGCAAAUUGAAUAAUCUGCUAUUUAAACUCUGUGCCAGAGUUCAAUUAGAGGGUGACACUCAUAAAUAUGCAUGGGUCACUAAGGUAAACGUCAAUGAAUACGAUGAACGAACAAAUUCAACUGAGGAUAACUUUUUCUGAACUCAAAAUUAUUCAAAAUCCCUGCAGUGUGUUUAGCUCAUAAUUGACUUCAGGCUGAGUGUGUGUGCGUGUUCAUUUUGUUGUCCACCUGUAUUGUGACAUUUGGUGAGAUGAAGUGAAUGGGUUGCGUGACAGACUGUGAAUGCCAGCUCGUCCUUGGAGACUAUUCACCCAGAUGAAUGCAGCCAGGGAGAAGGCCAAGAGAUACUAUCCAUAGCACAUUUCUCUGAAUAGCCAGAUCUGAUAAGCCAGAACAAAAAAAUAGCACAUAAAAAAACAGAUUGUUCUCCAUAGACAGUCUGACCUUUAAUGUUGGAAACCAUUUUUAUUCGUGGCAUAAACAUCCCCCCCCGAAAAUACACUCUGAAUGCGCUAUUUCUGCAAGCCUCAGGGUAUUAAUAUUUCAGUGGCAAAGAGGCAGAGUCCCAUCUCUCAUACCCAGACUGGUCUUGCUUCAGUCCAUCAGCAGCACCUCCAUACGCUCAUAAAGUCAAAAGCCUGGUUGUGUGUCUGAAUUCUAUCUGCCCUAUAAACUCCACUAGGCUCUCACCCUUUGACCCCCUAGUGUUACGUUCGGUUAUCAAACCAUAUUAUAACCCCAAACGACCAUUUCCCUCAUGUUAGAUCGGUGUUAUCUCAGCUUUUUAGAAAUACAUUUUUCUAAAGAGUUCUCAAAACUUUCUUUCUGUAUGAAAUUCACACAAACUUGACAUUUGACCUUUACUGUGUGUACUCUCUAAUUCCACUGUUUUGGGAUGUCUUUAUACCUGGAAAGGUUUUUGAAAGCUAGCCUUUUCACCUUAUGACUGUUAAUGUUCAUCCCAUCAUCUCACUAUCUCACAUCCCCAUCUCUCCAUCUCCCCUCCCAUAUCAGAGCGCCUGCCUUGGUACUGUUUUGUCGGGAUGUACCAUUUUGUCGGGAUGUUUUUCCCCAUUGUUUCCCGGUGACUUGCGGGAACAUCGGGUCAGGCCGGCACUGAUCCGCCUGUCAAACCCGAUUUGGCAGCCCGGGCGGAACAGAGCGGUGUCAUCUCCGUUCCCUCAGGCCAUGGCGUCCCUGGAAUGAUCUCUCUUCGUCAGCGCAUAGUGAAGUGAUCAGAAGCAGAAUUGACAGCUGGCUCCCUCUCUCGCUGCCUUUCUUUAAUUCCCAACCUCUCCAUUCAUCCAUCUCUUUCCAAUGUCUUCCUAUUUUCCCUUUUCCUGCUUUAUACCUCUACCACAGGGCUCUCCAACCCUGUUCCUGGAGAUCCACCCUCCUGUAGGUUUUCGCUCCAACCCCAGUUGUAACUAACCUGAUUCAGCUCAUCAACCAGCUAAUUAUUAGAAUCAGGUGCGCUAGAUUAGGGUUGGAGUGAAAACCUACAGGACGGUAGCUCUCCAGGAACAGGGUUGGAGAGCCCUGCUCUACCGUAUCUCCAUUGCCCCUCAGUCUACCUCUUUUAGUUCCACUACCCACCUUCCCCUGCCUCCCUCCAUCCCACCAUCUCUCUAUCCUGCUCACCCAGGCUCUCAGUGUCUAAUGGAGAUGGCAGAGUGUAUCAAAGAGAUACAGGCUCAGAUAAAGCUGUGACAUGACCUAUAUUCUUUAUGCACCGUCCCCUACCAACUCAUUCAGAAGGCAAAGCCAAACAAGCCAAACUGCUGCCUUUAAUCAAACGCAGCCCCCUCCAAGCUCCCGGCUCAGAUCCAAGGCUACCUCUGCCUCAGACAUUCUUUCUGUAAUUCGUUUGGACGAGCUACACCUUUCUGAGUGAUGAGUCGUGGUUAUUACCUUAACUCUGUAUUUUUAAGCCUCCCCAUUCUGUCCAGGCGAAGUCAGCAGAGUGACGAAGCUGACUUUGUCAUAUUGAGUGUGUACUCAAAGUUCCAUCUGUCGGAACAUUCCAGAUAGAUAAAAAGUGAUGAAUAUCCAAGGCAAGGCCCGAUCCCGGUAUGCGGGAAAGAGAAAGCGACGUUUUCAAUGUGAGAUGCUGCAGAGAGACUAUAGACUAUAGCUAAAAGUGCCGGGCUCAUUCAGAACGACCUAAAUAUUCUCCCAACAUCUCUUCCCUUUCUCACAGAGGCCUCGCUGCAGUGCAAUGUAAAAGGGAGCCGAUAAGAUGGAUUUCUCAGUGUCAUUUUGGUUUUCUAAAGAGCCUUUCUAAGGGAUAGAGUUCUCCAAAUGACAAUGGGGCGAGAUUGCAUCAUGCUGCAGCCACCCCACUUAUCGCAAAUUGCAAAGCCUAGUGGGCAUUAUUGCCUGGCUAUCUGUUCUUCCCCACAGAAGUCCAUAGGAGGCAGGUGACUUUGUUUGGGACUGCAGAGGGAGAUUUGCGAUCGAAAGUCACACGUUGAUCCCCUGGUGGCCCCGAAAUCCCUUCUAAAACCAUUCACCCAAUUGCCUUUGAGCCACAGGGGGAUAUUUGACGUGAACGGACUUAAUCCUUGUGUCCAUAUCUGUUCCGGAUCCUUUCACCGGCUCAAGUCCUCAACUGAGCAGACACUCAUAUGUCGGAAACCUAGUGGCAAGAUGGAGAAUAGCACCACAUUCUCUAUGUUCUCAGAGAGCAUUGGAGAGAUCAACCCAUAGGAGAGUGUAAAGGGUUGACCCAGUUAGUUUAACUGAAGAAGGUAUAACUGACACAUCCAUAGGCCAGAGAUUGCCACAGCCAUCAAAUACAAAGAAACUCAAGAAAUAUAUAGAAUUCUCACAGCUCUCAGAGAUGUUCAGACUCUGAUUGUUCUGUGAAGAGAGUAGGGAAAGGUUCCAUACGUUAUUUUAUCCCUUCCCAAAUCAAAUCAGAACUGCCUCAGUUCUGUCUUCUAUCUUUAUCUCACAGUCAUUUAUUUCCAGGCCCAAUUAAUAGCUUUCAGAUGAUUCAGUGUAGUAGAGAGAGAAGUGUGCAUCUCAAUCGCACCCACAGAUAGUGGUUCUGAUUAAUUGAAGGCAAUGAACGGUUUGGCCACACAGAUAUAACGCAGACAGUAACACGUUUUUCUCCCUCUCCUAAAUAUGCCUUUUUUCUGCCAAGAUCAUUUACUAUCAGCAUAUCUUGCUGAAGACCCUAUCCCUGACCCCACUCUACUAUAUAACACCAUGCUGCUGAAGACCCUAUCCGUGACCCCACUCUACUAUAUAACACCAUGCUGCUGAAGACCCUAUCCGUGACCCCACUCUACUAUAUAACACCAUGCUGCUGAAGACCCUAUCCGUGACCCCACUCUACUAUAUAACACCAUGCUGCUGAAGACCCUAUCCGUGACCCCACUCUACUAUAUAACACCAUGCUGCUGAAGACCCUAUCCGUGACCCCACUCUACUAUAUAAACCAUGCUGCUGAAGACCCUAUCCGUGACCCCACUCUACUAUAUAACACCAUGCUGCUGAAGACCCUAUCCGUGACCCCACUCUACUAUAUAACACCAUGCUGCUGAAGACCCUAUCCGUGACCCCACUCUACUAUAUAACACCAUGCUGCUGAAGACCCUAUCCGUGACCCCACUCUACUAUAUAACACCAUGCUGCUGAAGACCCUAUCCGUGACCCCACUCUACUAUAUAACACCAUGCUGUCUCUAUAAGCUUGGCACAUCUAGCCACUGGGAUUUUUGCCCAUUCUGCAAGGCAAAACUGCUCCAGCUCCUUCAAGUUGGAUGGGUUCCGCUAGUGUACAGCAAUCUUUAAGUCAUACCACAGAUUCUCAAUUGGAUUGAGGUCUGGGCUUUGACUAGGCCAUUCCAAUAAAUUUCAAUGUUUCCCCCUAAACCACUCAAGUGUUGCUUUAGCAGUAUGCUUAGGGUCAUUGUCCAGCUGGAAGGUGAACCUCCAUCCCAGUCUCAAAUCUCUGGAAGACUGAAACAGGUUUCCCUCAAGAAUUUCCCUGUAUUUAGUGCCAUCCAUCAUUCCUUCAAUUCUGACCAGUUUCCCAGUCCCUGCCGAUGAAUAACAUCCCCACAGCAUGAUGCUGCCACCACCAUGCUUCACUGUGGGGAUGGUGUUCUCAGGGUGAUGAGAGGUGUUGGGUUUGCGCCAGACAUAGCGUUUUCCUUGAUGGCCAAAAAGCUCAAUUUUAGUCUCAUCUGACCAGAGUACCUUCUUCCAUAUGUUUGGGGAGUCUCCCACAUGGCUUUUGGCAAACACCAAACAUGUUUGCUUAUUUUUUUCUUUAAGCAAUGGCUUUUUUCUGGCCUCUCUUCCGUAAAGCCCAGCUCUGUGUAGUGUACUGCUUAAAGUGGUCCUAUGGACAGAUACUCCAAUCUCUGCUGUGGAGCUUUUCAGCUCCUUCAGGGUUAUCUUUGGUCUCUUUGUUGCCACUUUGAUGAAUGCCCUCCUUGCAUGGUCCGUGAGUUUUGGUGGGCGGCCCUCUCUUGGCAGGUUUGUUGUGGUGCCAUAUUCUUUCCAUUUUUUAAUAAUGGAUUUAAUGGUGCUCCGUGGGAUGUUCAAAGUUUUUUUUUAUAACCCAACCCUGAUCUGUACUUCUCCACAACUUUGUCCCUGACCUGUUUGAAGAGCUCCUUGGUCUUCAUGGUGCCGCUUGCUUGGUGGUGCCCCUUGCUUAGUGGUGUUGCAGACUCUGGGGCCUUUCAGAACAGGUGUAUAUAUACUGAGAUCAUGUGACAGAUCAUGUGACACCUAGAUUGCACACAGGUGGACUUUAUUUAACUAAUUAUGUGACUUCUAAAGGUAAUUGGUUGCACCAUAUCUUAUUUAGGGGCUUCAUAGCAAAGGGGGUGAAUACAUAUGCACGCACCACUUUUCCAUUAUUUAUUUAUUUUUAAGUUAUUUUAUUCAUUUCACUUCACCAAUUUUGACUAUUUUGUUUAUGUCCAUUACAUGAAAUCCAAAUAAAAAUCCAUUUAAAUUACAGGUUGUAAUACAACAAAAUAGGAAAAACGCCAAGGGGGAUGAAUACUUUUGCAAGGCACUGUACAUGUUCAGGUUCAUGUCCAUUUGCAUUAGACCCUAUCUAUGUCAUUGUGUUUCAAUGGUCGUCAUGGUCACCUCUUGUCAUUUGGAGUAACUGUAGCCUUAUUUGAGUGGAACAUAAAGGAGGGUAUUUUAUACUAUCUCAUUCAUUAGUCCAUUGUGUUUUUGGCCAUUUAAAGAAGAGGUAUUCAGGGCAUGUCUUUCUGAAUGUGGAUGCUGGUGCGUAGAGACAGCAUCUUGUUCAUCUUGAGGGAGAACCGAGUGCUAAGUGGUAUUUUUUAUGUGCUUUGUGUUUGUGUUUUCUCCCAGCUUUUAUUUUUUGCCUACAUUGAAAUCCCCUCUUCAUGUCAUAGAAUGUUUUGUUACCCAACUUCCUUGUACUGUCAUCUGCUGCAUGUAGCAUUCAAAUAUCCAAGCAGCCCAGUUUCACUCAUACCUCUCCUGUCUCCCUCUCCUCCGUGUUUUCCAGAUCGAAAUGUUAGAGCACAAAUACGGCGGCCACCUCAUCUCCCGCCGCGCCGCAACCAAGAUCCAGACCGCCUUCCGCCAGUACCAGCUCAGCAAGAACUUCGAGAAGAUCCGCAACUCCCUACUGGAGAGUCGCCUGCCGCGGCGCAUCUCCAUGCGCAAGGUGCGCGUGCAGAACGCUGAGGGCUUCUCCGCCGAGCGGGCGCUGGCCGAAGGCUGCAGCCUGGCAGGUAUCCCCCUGGUGCGCUCGCCAUCACUGCCCGCCACAGUGGGCGGCACCCUGACCGACCUGGAGGACUCAUUCACAGAGCAGGUGCAGUCGCUGGCCAAGUCCAUCGACGACGCACUCAGCAACUGGAGCCUGAAGACCAUGUGCUCCCUCCAGGAAGGAGGGGCCUACCAGUUCAGUGCCGAGUCCUUCAGUGCGGUCGGGGCCGGGGGAGGAGGGGAGGUGGGAGGAGGAGGGUUGGACCAGGCUUUUCUCCAGAGCAUGUCAGGUGGGGAGAAUCCAGGCGACCUGCCCCGCAGCGCCAGCAAGCUGCUGAUGGCCUUCCGCGACGUGACCGUUCAGAUCGACAAUCAGAACUUCCGCAUGUCCUCCUCCGUCAUGGAAUCAUCGGCCUCUGUCUCCAUGGGAAACUGCGUCCAGCAGCAGCAGGGGGGCGCAGCCACCACCCCCACCACGCCCACCGCUACCCCGCCAUCACCACCUAAAAAGCCCUCCCCUCCUCCCCCUGAAGAGGUCCCCACCGAACCCACAGACCCUCCUGUCCCUCCCCAAGAGUCCCCGCCGCCCCAGGAACUAGUGAUAGAAGGAGACGGGCAGGACGCCGACUUCCCUGCGCCCCCGCCCAGUGAAGAGGAGCUGGAGGAGGAGGAGGGCCAGCAACCCCCCUUAACCCCCCUGGACAAACUAGCCAACCCCCAGACCCCGGAGGUGGUUGUCCAGCCCGUCCAGCCACCUCAACCCCAGGAUGGUGCACCCUCGGUGGGAUCCCCAUCCACCGAGGCCCUGGAAGCCAAGCGGAGAGGCUCGGAGACGGCUGAAACCAGUUCAGAGCAGAUAAGCAGCAGUAACAGCACAUCCACGGAGGCGCGCUCGGCAUCGGAGGCCUCAUCCAAGGAGGCUCUGCAGGCCAUGAUCCUAAGCCUGCCGCGCUACCACUGCGAGAACCCGGCCAGCUGCAAAUCGCCCACGCUCUCAACCGACGUCAUGCGCAAGCGCCUCUACCGCAUCGGCCUCAACCUCUUCAAUGUGUGA